ACUUGCAGUGCACACAUAAUAGUUAAACGAUGGACCGUUGGAAAAACCGAGUAGCAGCUGUGACAGGAGCAAGUGCUGGCAUUGGAUGGGCCAUCAGCAGAGCCCUUAUACAAUCCGGUAUGAUCGUAGUCGGAAUGGCGAGAAGAGCAGAGAAAAUUGAAGAAUUAAAAUUGUCUCUUCCCGCAAACGUACGAGAUCGUCUUCACGCUUGUAAAUGUGACGUAAAUAAUGAGCAGGAUAUUAUUGCCGCGUUUAAAAUGAUCGACAGUAAAUUCGGCGGUGCCGAUGUCUUAAUAAACAACGCUGGUGUACUCAAAGAUACCCUACUGAUAAAGCCUGGCAAUACACAACUUAUCCGCGAUGUUGUCGAUACGAAUAUUGUUGGACUUAUAAUUUGUGCACGAGAGGCCUAUCAAUCAAUGAAACGACGCAAUGUUGAUGGCCACAUCGUAAAUAUGAACAGUGUCGUUGGCCAUGGUGUACCGGUGGGUGUGGAUACGUUAACCACGUACAACGUAUAUCCGGCUACGAAGCAUGCCGUCACUGCUAUUACGGAAACAUUGCGCAUUGAGUUGUUGAAUGACAACAAUAAAGUUAAAGUAACGAGCAUUAGUCCUGGAGCCGUAAAAACGGAUAUUUUCAACGAUCCACAAUUGCUAAAAAAGCCCAUACCAUUUCUAGAACCAGAUGAUAUUGCAAAUAGCGUAGUACACGUUAUUUCAACUCCAAAACAUGUCGAGAUCAAAGAGCUUACUAUCAAGCCGCUUGGCGAGCGGUUUUAAUAGAAACGGAAAUGAAUGUAGUUAUAAUAUGCAAUAAAUAAAAAAAAAUGUAUUCAUUUAAAUGCCUCUAAAUUACCAAAACCAUUUUAAAUGUGUCUACUGAAUUAGGUUAACUGCUAAGAAUAGAAGCGCGUUUUAAGCCGAGGGCCUAUUACAGUCUCGAUUAACUAAACGUGCCCAAAAAUAGCUGAGCGUAAAAACUGAACAUUUCGCCAAGAAAGCAAAACUAGUGCAAAUAAAUAUAUU
This is a messenger RNA of Sabethes cyaneus, 1028 nucleotides long. RefSeq names its product farnesol dehydrogenase-like. The record is from RefSeq and is a predicted model, not a curated record. The coding region runs from base 30 to 782 and encodes 250 amino acids. Gene Ontology annotation, molecular function: oxidoreductase activity. Lineage: Eukaryota; Metazoa; Arthropoda; Insecta; Diptera; Culicidae. The transcript is spliced from 3 exons.